GCUCGCUCAAAAGGAGGAGAAAGAGAAAAAAAGAAGAAGCGAAAGAUCGGAGCCAUCCUUUUUCUCUGUUCCUCUUUGCUUUCUCUCCCCGAGUCUCUGGUGCUUCAGUUUUUUUGGUGCUGCCAUGGAGAAGGCCGUGGUCAUCGCUGCCCUCGUGACCUUGGCUUCCGUGGGGUUUUCCUCAGGAGCGGUCUAUACCGUCGGAGAUAAAGCUGGGUGGACCAUCAUAGGCAACGUGAACUACACCGCCUGGGCUUCUACCAAGAAUUUCCAUGUCGGAGAUAUCAUCCUGUUUGUGUACAACAAAAACUUCCACAACGUGAUGGAGGUGAACAAGGAAGACUUCAAGGCGUGCAACGCCGGGUCCCCACUGACCACCCACACCUCGGGCAACGACUCCUUCACCAUCAAGCGCCGGGGCCACCACUUCUUCCUGUGCGGCGUCCCCGGCCACUGUGGCCUCGGCCAGAAGGUCGACAUCCGCGUCCCCAAGCUCGCCUCCUCUGCUGCCCCUUCCGGCGCCCCGGCCACCGCCCCCUCCACCGGAGGCCCCGCCGCCGCCAGCGGAAGCGCCUCAACGCCCACCCUCGCCCCCCGCCCAGCGGCGCCCCCGCCGCCGCCGCUUCCAAGGCUGCAGGCUUUGCUCUGGCCGUGCUUGCCUUUGCUGCCACUUUUGGUGGUGGUGGUCUCAUCAUGCCUCAGUAGAUGCUCGAAGAUAGAUUUCCUACUUGUUUCUUUCAAAUUUCUUCUUGGACACCGAGACCGGCUUUGUGGUUAUUUUUAGUUUUGUGGUUAAUUUUUAGUGGUUUGAAGGGUGAGAAGAGGAUGGGAACAAUUUCUGUUGGUUUGGUUAUGUGAUUUUGGAUAUUAUCACACAUAAAUGAGAACAUAUCGUCCAUGACUUAUUUUAGAAUUA
Molecule: messenger RNA, 916 nt
Organism: Phoenix dactylifera (date palm)
Lineage: Eukaryota; Viridiplantae; Streptophyta; Magnoliopsida; Arecales; Arecaceae
Product: mavicyanin-like
Cellular component (GO): plasma membrane
Molecular function (GO): electron transfer activity
Source: RefSeq, a predicted model, not a curated record